Pseudo-nitzschia multistriata is the source of this 475-nucleotide messenger RNA. The record is from the annotation of a GenBank genome assembly. NCBI's taxonomy places the organism in Eukaryota, Bacillariophyta, Bacillariophyceae, Bacillariales, Bacillariaceae.
GAGUGUCCUCGACUCGAUCGACACCGUUGUUGCUCUCGUUGCUGCCAACGACGCCAUUGGCACUGACACCACCGGCGGGAACCCACCAAAAGAACCGCAGACCCCGGGUGCCAAUCGAUUCCGAUCGGAUCGGAUUGAAUCGCAUCGGAUCGCAUCGGAUCUCUCAAACCAAGCAAAAGCACCCAGCGGCGAUGCACCGCCACCCACCGAAAGGAACCGGAACCUACCUGUGUUCCCACCGCCGCCACCAGAAACCCCGGUCGGAUCGAAACCGGGCCCGUCCCUUGCGCUCCGCGGCGGUCCUGCUGGCACUCGCUUUUGCCGCCACAGCGAUGGGGCCUUCGUCGGCCCUAACACCGUCCUCCCAGCUCCUCAAGGGAAAACGGGUCCUGGUCACCGGGGCCGGCCGCGGGAUCGGCCGCGCGAUCGCCCUCAUCUGCCACCGGGAGGGCGCCAGCGUGGUCGUCACCGCCCG